This is a messenger RNA of Mandrillus leucophaeus (drill), 2420 nucleotides long. RefSeq names its product chromosome unknown open reading frame, human C1orf198. The record is from RefSeq and is a predicted model, not a curated record. Bases 24 to 1007 code for a protein of 327 amino acids. The transcript is spliced from 4 exons. NCBI's taxonomy places the organism in Eukaryota, Metazoa, Chordata, Mammalia, Primates, Cercopithecidae.
CGGGAGCGGCAGGCAGGCCGGGCAUGGCGUCCAUGGCGGCGGCUAUCGCGGCCUCGCGCUCGGCGGUCAUGAGCGGGAACCGGCCUCUUGACGACCGGGAGCGAAAGCGCUUCACUUACUUCUCGUCGCUGAGCCCCAUGGCCAGGAAGAUCAUGCAGGACAAGGAGAAGAUCCGCGAGAAGUACGGGCCCGAGUGGGCGCGGCUGCCGCCCGCGCAGCAGGACGAGAUCAUCGACCGGUGCCUGGUGGGGCCGCGCGCUCCGGCGCCCCGAGACCCCGGGGACUCGGAGGAGCUCACGCGCUUCCCCGGCCUGCGCGGGCCCACGGGCCAGAAGGUGGUGCGCUUCGGGGACGAGGAUCUAACUUGGCAAGAUGAGCACUCUGCCCCUUUCUCCUGGGAAACAAGGAGUCAGAUGGAGUUCAGUAUCUCCGCCCUAUCCAUCCAGGAGCCGAGCAACGGCACCACCGCCAGCGAGCCCAGACCCCUGUCCAAAGCUUCCCAGGGCUCCCAGGCCCUCAAGUCCUCCCAAGGCAGCAGGUCCUCCAGCCUGGACGCCCUGGGCCCCGCCAGGAAGGAGGAGGAAGCAUCCUUCUGGAAGAUCAAUGCCGAGAGGUCCCGAGGGGAGGGGCCUGAGGCCGAGUUCCAGUCGCUGACCCCUAGCCAGAUCAAGUCCAUGGAGAAGGGGGAGAAGGUCUUGCCUCCCUGCUACCGGCAGGAACCUGCCCCGAAGGACAGGGAGGCCAAGAUGGAAAGGCCCAGCACCCUCCGUCAGGAGCAGCGUCCCCUUCCCAACGUGAGCACCGAACGCGAGAGAGCCCAGCCCGUCCAGGCCUUCGGCAGCACGCUGCAGGAGGCCGCCCCCUCCCAGCUCGAGGGGAAGCUGCCGUCUCCUGACAUCAGGCAGGACGACGGGGAAGACACCCUGUUCUUGGAACCCAAGUUUGCACAGGUCAGCUCAAGUAAUGUCGUCUUGAAGACGGGAUUUGAUUUUCUGGACAAUUGGUAAAAUGUAUUAGAAAAAUGCAAUGAAGAACCCUAAAAUGUUUUCCAAAGUGGUGUGGUGGAGGAGGAUAAAAAGGGCCACCUUUUCCUAUGUAUUUUCCUGGUUUCUUGACACUCUUUUCUUAAUCAUUUGGAAACUGGUCAAUAUUGCAGAUUUUUUCUUUUUUGGUAGAACCAGAUAUAGAUGCUAUUUUCAGUGAUUUGAUAACAGAAGUUUUACAUUUGGAAUUUUUAAGGUCUGUUAAUAAUUCAGGAGAUCUUGUAAAUAAAACUUCUGUUCCCAGCUCCACCCAAUUUUCCCCCUCCUCAGAGGAUGUAUUUCCACCAAGUCACAAAAAUCGUAAAAGUGAUUUCCAUCUCCUUCUCCAUGAUUUCCCCUCCCCCCUCCCCUUUUUAACAUAUGGGUUCCUUUUGAGGGGUGAUCGAGGGUCAUGUUAUCAGCCAUGACAUCAGCGUGCUGGCCGUGACCCUGGAAAGAUUGGCCCCCAGAGACCUUCUUAGCCAGCGCUUGCAGCUGUCCGGGACUUCUCUGGCGGAAGCCACGUCUCUCACAUCAUGUGCCACCCUCCACUUUCACGCCAUUUCCAGGGAACAGACUGCGGGUAUGUGGCAGCGUCGUCUUUAAGCUGCCCUGAUACGUAUUCAGAGUAUGGAUCGUUGUUUUUAAAAAGAGUUGCAUGUUUAAAGAGUUUUGUAUUAACUUUUCAUUAUUUUGUAUCUAGAUGAUCAGCAGUGGGGCUACCCCUUUCUUUGGUUUUGUAUCCGUUUCCUCUUGGAAGUUCUUGUUGCUUAUGUGACCUGUUGGUUGUUCCCUCGACUGGGCACCUGCAGGAGUCAGGGCAGAUGGCAGGCGUGGCUGGAGGACAGGGCUCUUCUGCUUAGUUGUGUUCAGGUCUUCCGGCGUGGGACUGGUAGGAGCAGUGGGCAUUCUUUUUCCUAAGGGCUAGCCAGGCUGCAUCAUGUCGGACCUUCCCCAGCCCUGACCACCACCAGGAGCAGAAGAGUGGAGCUCGUGGUCGCCUCAGCAGCACCCGUGGAGACCUGCGUGGUGUCAUAGCAGCAGUGUCUCCUGGAGCUGGUGCAGACGCCGAGGCUGCCCAGUGGUACGAGGUGGCCCACCUCCCCUAGGGAAGCUGCUGCACUCACAGGCUUCCCUGCCCCGUGGUCCUGGAGCUGUGUGAGCCUGCAGGAGACAUCCAAGCAGAGCCUCAAGCCCGGUAUGGCGCCAUCUCCACGUCGCCAUCACUGCGUUCUCACCUGAAGCCUUAAUCUCGGCGACCCCGGCCAGUGAGCGCUUGGUUUCAAUACCAAAGUGUGUCUUUUUUUUUUGUAAAUGCGUGUUUCAUAGGACCUUCUGAAAUGAUUUCCAGAAUAUUUUAUCUGGCUCCAAAAUAAAGCACAUCGCAACUCACCUCAA